AUGGCUGAAGAUUUACAACAACGUCUUGAACAAUGUCAAAAAGAAAAUGAUGAAAUGAAAAAAACAAUUGCAACACUUGAAAAAAACGUUCGUUAUUCUUUUUUAAUUUAUAGUGAUCUUCUUCCAACAGCUAAUAUUGAUCAAGGAGAGGCGCACAUUACAAUGACAGAAGACUUUGAUCAAAUAAACCUCAAGUCCGACUAUAGUCAAGAUUAUACUGUUCAUCAUCCUAUUCUUAAUACACUUACAUCAGAUGAACAAAAUCCUUUAUUAACUGCAUCUGUACAAAUUCCUAAAGAAGGUACAGGAAAUGAUUCGACUGAAUAUGGAUCUGAACGAAGAGAAUUUGGUGAUUUUGGUUUAUAUAAUGCUAAAGUUAAUAUUGAAUUAAAAAUAAAUCAUGAUGGCGAAGUUAAUCGUGCUAGUUAUAUGCCACAAAAUUCAUCAUUUAUUGCAACCAACUCUCCAUCAGCUGUUGUAUUAAUAUAUAAUUAUACUAAAUUAGCAACUCAAAAUAUUGAUUGUCGUCCUGAGUUACGUCUUUGUGGACAUACAAAAGAAGGUUAUGCUCUUUCAUGGAAUCCUAAUAUUAAUAGACAUAUAUUAUCUGCAUCCAAUGAUCAGACAAUUUGUUUAUGGAAUACUGAAAAACUAGCAAUAGAAGAAAAAUUUGAUUUUGCUUGGCAUUUAUUUCAUAAAACACUUUUUGGUUCCGUUGGUGAUGAUCGUAAAUUAACGAUUUGGAAUAUACGUUCAUCACAUUAUACAAAAUCAUCUCAUGUUGCUGAUGCACAUAGUGCAGAAGUUAAUUGCUUAUCAUUUAAUUUAUUUUCAGAAUAUAUUCGUGCAACUGGUUCAGCUGAUAAAACAGUUGCACUUUGGGAUCUUCGAAACCUCAUGUUAAAAUUACAUAUAUUUGAAUCACAUAAAAAUGAAAUAUUUCAAGUACAAUCGUCACAUCAUAAUGAAACAAUUCUUGCAUCAAGUGGUACUGGUAGACGAUUGCGUGUUUGGGAUUUAAGUAAAAUUGGUGAAGAACAAACAAAUGAUAAUGCUGAAGAUGGUCCAUCGGAAUUGUUGUUCAUUCAUGAUUGGCAUAGAGGAAAAAUUUCAGAUUUUUCACGGAAUCCAACUGAACCAUGGAUUACUUCUUCAGUACCAGAAGAUAAUAUUGUGCAAGGUUGGCAAAUGGCAGAAAACAUCUAUACGGAAGAUGGAAAUGAAGCAAAUUCUGUUGAUCUUGAAUAA
Messenger RNA from Rotaria sp. Silwood1, 1248 nucleotides. The record is from the annotation of a GenBank genome assembly. NCBI's taxonomy places the organism in Eukaryota, Metazoa, Rotifera, Eurotatoria, Philodinida, Philodinidae.